This is a messenger RNA of Saccharomyces cerevisiae S288C, 117 nucleotides long. RefSeq names its product mating pheromone a (gene MFA2). Gene Ontology annotation, cellular component: plasma membrane; extracellular region. The record is from RefSeq and is marked reviewed. Lineage: Eukaryota; Fungi; Ascomycota; Saccharomycetes; Saccharomycetales; Saccharomycetaceae. Gene Ontology annotation, molecular function: mating pheromone activity. The coding region runs from base 1 to 117 and encodes 38 amino acids. The transcript has a single exon.
AUGCAACCGAUCACCACUGCUUCCACACAAGCCACUCAGAAGGAUAAAUCCUCUGAAAAGAAAGACAACUAUAUAAUCAAGGGCCUCUUCUGGGAUCCCGCCUGUGUUAUCGCUUAA